Molecule: messenger RNA, 2254 nt
Organism: Rhagoletis zephyria (snowberry fruit fly)
Lineage: Eukaryota; Metazoa; Arthropoda; Insecta; Diptera; Tephritidae
Product: dynein axonemal heavy chain 1
Biological process (GO): microtubule-based movement
Cellular component (GO): dynein complex
Molecular function (GO): minus-end-directed microtubule motor activity; dynein intermediate chain binding; dynein light intermediate chain binding
Source: RefSeq, a predicted model, not a curated record
AUCAGCAAAUUGGAAACAUUCUCAAAUGUGUUGUCACUGAUCGAAGCAAAUGAAAAGGACUGGCGCUUUUGGUACGAAGCCGAAAAACCUGAAAACGAGGAAAUACCAUGUGGCUAUCAGGAAUCUCUGGACGGCUUCCGAAAGCUGUUGCUAGUGCGCUCAUGGUGUCCGGACCGUACAAUUGCACAGGCUAAGAAGUACAUAGAGGAAUCUCUAGGCCCGGAAUACAGCGAGAUGCAGAUAUUGGACCUCGAAGUUACUUGGGGAGAAUCAGAGCCCCGCACGCCAUUCGUUUGCCUGCUAUCAAUUGGUUCAGACCCCACCACACAAAUCGCAGCUCUGGCUAAGCAAAAGGGCAUACCUUUGAAAUCGGUAUCCAUGGGCCAGGGCCAGGAAUGCCAUGCACGCAAAAUGAUAAUGGACUCAAUGUCCGGCGGUGGCUGGGUGUUGUUGCAGAAUGUUCAUCUCUCAUUGCCGUUCUGUUCGGAGGUCAUUGAUAUGCUGGUGGAGACGGAACACAUCGACGAUACGUUCCGCAUGUGGGUGACCACUGAACCACAUGCAGAUUUUCCAAUAGGCUUACUCCAAAUGGCCAUUAAAUUCACCAAUGAGCCGCCGCAGGGCAUACGCGCCAGUCUAAAGCGCAGCUACCAGGCUUUCACGCAAGACUUCCUCGACUACACCGCCGCGUCGCAAUGGCCACCACUGCUGUACACAGUGGCAUUUCUGCACACCAUCGUGCAGGAGCGUAGGAAGUUCGGGCCGCUGGGUUGGAACAUACCGUAUGAGUUUAAUCAGGCGGACUUUGCGGCGAGCGUGCAAUUCAUACAGAAUCACUUGGACGAAAUGGAUCCGAAGAAGGGAGUCUCAUGGCAGACGCUGGUCUACAUGAUUGGAGAGGUGCAGUACGGUGGUCGCGUGACUGAUGAUUUUGAUAAGAGACUGCUGACCACAUUCACGGCGGUGUGGUUUUGUGAGGGACUCUUGAGCAACUCAUUCGAAUUCCACAAAGGAUACAAAGUGCCGAAUACGAAGAGUUUGCAAGGCUUUGUCGACUACAUAAACAGUUUGCCAGCUUAUGACACGCCAGAAGUUUUCGGCUUGCAUUCCAAUGCUGACAUCACGUAUCAAAUUAAUUCGGCUAAAGGUAUUUUGGACACUAUAUUGAGCGUACAACCGAAGGAGGGUGGUGGUGGUGGUGGAGAGUCACGCGAAAGCAUCGUCUAUCAGCUGGCGGACGACAUGCUGCGCAAGCUUCCGUCACAGUAUAAUGCUUACGAGGUGCGUGAGAACCUGAUGCGCAUGGGAAUUCUCCUGCCGAUGAACAUCUUUCUCAGGCAAGAGAUUGAUCGCAUGCAGAAAGUGAUUAAGAAGGUGUACACAUGCUUGUGCGACUUGAAAUUGGCAAUUGAUGGCACCAUUGUGAUGAGUCCAGCAUUGAAGGAGUCCUUGGAUGCCAUGUAUGAUGCACGCAUACCGGAGUCGUGGAUGAAGAUAUCCUGGGAAUCUACAACUCUGGGCUUUUGGUACACUGAGCUACUCGAACGAAAUGCACAAUUCCGAACUUGGAUAUCUACGGACCGACCCAAGGUCUUUUGGAUGACGGGAUUCUUUAAUCCCCAAGGAUUUUUAACUGCUAUGCGUCAAGAAGUCACACGCGCUCAUAAAGGUUGGGCCCUGGACUCCGUGGUGUUGCAAAAUCAAAUAACUCGCUACAACAAGGAAGACAUCUCCGAAUACCCCACCGAAGGUGUCUACGUGCAUGGCCUGUUCCUGGAAGGUGCUUCGCUAGAUCGACGCAGCGGAAAAUUAAUCGAGUCCAAAAUGAAAGUGCUCUACGAACAAAUGCCGGUUAUUUACAUCUAUGCUAUUAAUACAACUGCAGGCAAGGACCCAAAACUCUACGAAUGUCCUAUCUAUCGAAAACCGCAACGAACAGAUGCCAAAUACGUCGGUUCCAUUGACUUUGAGACGGAUUUCAAUCCGAAGCAUUGGACUUUGCGUCGGCGUGGCGUUGCUAUGUGACAUCAAAUAAACGAAACAUUUCAAUAGUUCUUGCGUUGGAAGAGAGGGCGUUCGCCGGGAACGGGAUGGUAAUGUUUACAGCCACGUGCUUGUUGUUUUCAUUUCAUUGUUUAGGUGCGCAUGCAAUGUUUAUGGUUUGUGAGUGUGGGUGGUCUUAAAAGACUUACAUAUAUGUAUAAAUGUAUGUGGUAUUUUGUUUAUUUAUUACCACAAAUACAUAUGUAUUAGA